AUGUCCACAGGGAAAUGGCUCAAGAUGCUCGUGGCAGGCACCAUCGUCGCCGUCGGAGGACCGCUCUUCGUCCAAUCAAUCCGCCCCUCAGACGAGGAACUUUUCAGCAGAUACAGCCCCGACCUCAAGAAGGCUGCGCUCGAGAACCGCGAUCGUCAGGAGAAGGAGUACAAUGAGUAUGUGAAUAAGUUGAAGGAGUGGUCCAAGUCUGAUAAAUCGAUCUGGUUCGCCGUCAAGGAAGAGGAAGCCGCGAAAUUGAAGGGACAAGCGCCUACGACAUCUACGACAUCUACGACGGCAUCGACGUCGGCACGAUCAAAAGAGGAAGAGCGGAUACAGAGGGAGGAGAUGCGGAGGGAGUUGCAGGGGGGAAAGUGA
This is a messenger RNA of Talaromyces amestolkiae, 378 nucleotides long. RefSeq lists its product as uncharacterized. The record is from RefSeq and is a predicted model, not a curated record. Gene Ontology annotation, cellular component: mitochondrial membrane. NCBI's taxonomy places the organism in Eukaryota, Fungi, Ascomycota, Eurotiomycetes, Eurotiales, Trichocomaceae. The coding region runs from base 1 to 378 and encodes 125 amino acids. The transcript is spliced from 4 exons. Gene Ontology annotation, biological process: mitochondrial respiratory chain complex III assembly.